AUAUACAAAUACAGCUUUAAUCGUCCAGAUCUUUCAACCCGUGCACUUUGAGCCGGUAACCAGCAUGCUGCAUUGAUUUACCAUCAAAACGCGCGCCCCCUGUCUGAAAGCAGUUUCGCAGCGCGCGCGUCUUUGAUGUUUUCUUCUUCUUUUUACAAUGUUUGUCCAGUUGCACGGCUCACUGUGCCGCUUCAUAAAAGUUUCCGACUCAGGACGGCCAUUGGGGGGCGGUCAGAGGGGGCGGGGGUCGCCCGCCCGCCCUUUCCACCUCCAUUCACUCUGUGAAAGGCUGCCGCCGCGUCCCUCUCUCGCUCCCUCAUUGUGGUCAGUCUGUUUGCGUCCUUCGCUCCUUCCCCGGAGGUGCGCUCUGCGCUUUGUUGCUCCGGACCUUGAUUAUCCCAGGAGGGUGGCUUGGUUUUUAAAGCAGCCAAUUAGCACGCGCUCGCCCGAAUACUCAUUAAACAUCACGCGCUUUAAAGCUGGAAGUCGUUUUUUUGAUUUUCUCAAGCUAUAGCCCAUAUCUUCCUGUUUCUUUUUUUUUUUUUUGGAAACCUCCCAAGACUCGAAGGAGGGAUGGAAUCACUCGUUCAGAAGAGCAAACAUGCCUGAGAUCCUUCUCCAGCUUUUUUUGCAGGGCAGGCAUUCAGAGGACAGGAGGAGGCAAAGGCAGCCGCCGCUCACAGGGACACGCGUGUUUCUGUUGGUGCUCUUGACUUGCGAUUUGCUCGACGUUUCUUUGAGCGCCGGCGCGACGGGAUCCACGGCGGGACACGAGGGCUUCUGUCCCAACAAGCUGAACUCCAAUCUCUGGGUUGAUGCGCAGAGCACCUGCGAAAGGGAAUGCAGCGUCGAUGAGGACUGCGCUGGACACGAGAAGUGUUGCACCAACGUGUGUGGCCUCCACAGCUGCGUGUCUGCGCGUUUCUCCGACGGCGUCCCCGCCCAGCCGGACGGCAAGGAAGGCGGAGGCGAUGGAGACGCCGCCCCGGCCUCCGCUGCUACCUGCGAGGGCUUCAUCUGCAGCCAGCAGGGGGCGACCUGCGACAUCUGGGACGGGCAGCCCAUCUGCAAGUGCCAGGACCGCUGCGAGAAGGAGCCCUACUUCACCUGCGCCUCGGACGGCCUCACUUAUUUCAACCGCUGCUACAUGGACGCGGAGGCCUGCAUCCGCGGAGUCACGCUGACUGUGGUCCCUUGCCGGUUCUACCUCGCCGGCCCUCACACGAGCCCCUUCCCUCAGGACACCACGGUUUCCCCGACCCCGACGUCCUCGCACGAGGACCCCAUGCCCCCCACGCUGUACUCCAACCCUCACCACCAGUCCGUCUAUGUCGGAGGGACCGUUAGCUUCCACUGCGACGUGAUUGGCGUCCCCCGACCUGACGUCACAUGGGAGAAGCAGAGCGAAAGGCGCGAGCGGCUGGUCAUGAGGCCGGACCAGAUGUACGGUAACGUGGUCAUAACAAACAUCGGGCAGCUGGUCGUUUACAACGCCCAGGUGUGGGAUACGGGCAUAUACACGUGUAUCGCAAGAAACUCCGUGGGGGUGCUCCAAGCAGACUACCCGCUGUCUGUUGUCCGCCGAGCCGACGACGAUUUUUCCGAGGAUCCCGAGUUGCCCAUGGGGCGGCCGUUUUCUCCAGCGGACUGCCUGGCGGAAGUCGACACGCGAGUCUGCAGCGGGGAGCGUCACGUGGACUGGUACUACGACGGCAAGCUGGGCUCCUGCGCGACCUUCAGCAGCGGCGGCUGCGACGACAGCCGCAACCGCUUCGAGACGUACGAGGAGUGCAAAGCGUCCUGUCAGAGAGAGGGGAUGGGGAUCUGCUCCCUGCCAGCGGUCCAGGGUCCCUGCAAGAACUGGGAGGCACGCUGGGCCUGGAACUCCCUAAUGAAACAGUGCCAGCCCUUCGUCUACGGCGGAUGCCAGGGGAACGCCAACAGCUUCCGCACGAAGAAGGAGUGCGAGGCGAACUGUCCGCAGCCCAAGCGGAAGCCGUGCCGGACCUGUCGGAUGAGGGGGAAAAUGAUGCCCAACCUGUGCCGCAGCGACUUCGCCAUCGUCGGCCGGCUGACGGAGCUCAUCGAGGACCUCGACUCCGGUUUGGCUCGCUUCAGCCUGGACGAGGUCCUGAGGGAUGAAAAGAUGGGCCUGACUUUCUUCAACACUAAAAACCUGGAGGUGACCAUCGCUAAGAUUGACUGGAGCUGCCCCUGCCCCAACAUCACCAUGGAGGACAACCCCUUGCUGGUGAUGGGCGCGGUGCAGGACGGUAUGGCCGUCAUCCAGCCGGACAGCUACGUCAAAGCCAUCCCUGAACGCAGGCUCCGAAGGCUGCGUGACGCCGUCAAAAAAAACGCGUGCGGAACAUAAUAAGGCUUGCUGGGACACAAUUCAUUGUU
This is a messenger RNA of Fundulus heteroclitus (mummichog), 2403 nucleotides long. RefSeq names its product WAP, follistatin/kazal, immunoglobulin, kunitz and netrin domain containing 1 (gene wfikkn1). Gene Ontology annotation, cellular component: extracellular region. The transcript has 2 exons. Lineage: Eukaryota; Metazoa; Chordata; Actinopteri; Cyprinodontiformes; Fundulidae. Bases 602 to 2374 code for a protein of 590 amino acids. Gene Ontology annotation, molecular function: serine-type endopeptidase inhibitor activity; protein binding. The record is from RefSeq and is a predicted model, not a curated record.